Molecule: messenger RNA, 395 nt
Organism: Rotaria sp. Silwood1
Lineage: Eukaryota; Metazoa; Rotifera; Eurotatoria; Philodinida; Philodinidae
Source: the annotation of a GenBank genome assembly
AUGACCACAACUGCUCCAUUUUCAUCAAAUGAAAAUGAACCAUCAUCAUCAAGUGUUUCAUUUAUUCAAUCACAAAAAGGAAAACCAAUGCUGGAAUUAAAUAACUGUAUUUUCAAAUUGAACAAAACCACAACAAGUACAAAAUACUGGAUAUGUACAUUUGAUGAAUGUUUAGUUAAAGCUCAUACAAAUACGAACGACAAAUUGAUAAAAAUGAUUGGUGAACAUUGUCACCUUCAAGAAUCAGAAAAAAUUGAUAUACGUGCAUUUCGAGAAAAAGUCAAACAACGAGUGAUAGAUGAAACAACACCAAUUCCACGUAUCUAUGAUGAAGAAUGUGCUAAAACAACAUUAUCAACUGCAGCAAUAGCAGUAUUACCAAGUGAACGUGAAAU